Messenger RNA from Marchantia polymorpha subsp. ruderalis, 2062 nucleotides. NCBI's taxonomy places the organism in Eukaryota, Viridiplantae, Streptophyta, Marchantiopsida, Marchantiales, Marchantiaceae. The record is from the annotation of a GenBank genome assembly.
CGAGGGGGAUGGCAGUAGUAGAGGAGGGCUCGCCCGAGCAAACGAGCGAUUGAGCUCGAUCAUGGAAUGGCGCGAGAGAGCCGCACUCGUCUGGUCGGGUUGCGACAAGACGGAGAUUCGGUCGCUGGAAAUGAGAUCUUCGAGUGCCACUCUUCUUGCAUGGAUGCUGAGCCUCGUGAGCGACUGCGCUCGUUACGGAGCGCAGAGUGGAUGCUCCUGGUGCCUACUCUAGGCCAGUCAUCACUGUCAUUAUCACCAUCUGCUGUGCGCAAGUGUGCCCUCCUUCUCUAGCAGCACCAGGAGGAAUGAAACCUGUCAAAUCUUUGUCAGGGCGGACUUGAUUGAUUCUAUCGAAGAUCGAAGAUGGAGAGCGUUCAUGCAUCGGAGCCGUCGGAAGGGCGUCCGUCUCCGCCGUCCGAGGACGAUGAGGAAUUGCCCACCGACGAGGAGUCGACCACGAAUCGGUCGAGGAUGGCUCACACGUCCACUUGCUCCAACCGGGAGCAGUUCAUCGCCGAGCAGGAAAUUCUGAUCGGCAAAUUGGAGAAUUUGCGCGAGAGCCUGGUGAAGCCGGUCAUUGGGUACGCUGUCGUGUUGAUGCUGCUGUCGCAGCAGACAUUUCGCAGCUACACGCAACCGCCCGCGGGAUUGGAUGAGCACGGGCGCAUGCAGACCGGGGUGCCGAUAAUGCUGUACUCAAUUUUCUCGUCCAUGUCGUUCUACACUUCUGUGUCAGCUCUGGUGUUGUGCGUCGGAUGCUUCGUGCCGAAAAGGCUCAGAGUUCUGUCGAAGCUCGGCAACAAUGCAUUGAGGGCGCACAGAACGAUGUCGCAGGAGAAAAUGACGGAAGUGACAGUGCUGCUCAUGAAGGUCGUGGGAGUGAACGCAAUGCUCGUCGUCUCGGUGUGCUUCUGCGUGGGUGCGCACGCAGCUGCAGGAUUCGCCGUGACUCCCUCGCAGUCGAUCAACCGAUUGACAGUUCUGAUCACCACCAUCGUGGGCGGCUGGAUGUUCUCGAGCUGCGCCCUGUCGCUGCUGCAAGACGCAUUGCAGUACGCGAGAUACGAUCGAGAGUCGCGCAUCGGCCAGAUUCUUCACAUUCUCGUCGCCAUGGUGUUCGCUCUUCUGUCGAGCUUACCAUUCACGGGGCUGUUCCUCUCGUACGCGGGCGGAUGCUGCCAGAGCUUCUUUCCGAACCUCGAGGAUCGCUUCUCCGACACGUUUCUGCGCCACAAGUUCGAGUUCUGGCGGGAGCUCGUCGAGGAGAUGACCGAAAAGCGACCAUGGUGCAGCAGCAGCAGCAGCAGCUCGCACCGCCGCGAGUCGGCCGUGUACCAGAAUCCCACUUUCCAUCCCUUCAUGCAGCAGCAAUCGUCCUACUCCGAGCGGGUCCCAUCUCUUCUGAAACCUGAGCUCAGCGGAUUGUAGUCGGUGUCAUCACUCCACUCUGAAGACUCGAGCUCUGUGGUCCGCCCUCCACUCGGCGUUGUUGGAGACCACGGACUGGCUGUGGGGGAUGAGCUCCUCCAUGACCCCCAUUGGAGUCGCCUCCGUCUUUCCCGUAAUGCUGCUCGCAGUGCAGUGCAGUGCAGUGCAAGCAGAACGAAGAUUCCGAGCUCAUAAACCUCGGCAGAGUAGAAGCGUUUCUUUCCUUCAGAGCUGGAAUUGCAGUAGUUGUAUAGUCAGUUAGAAAGCCUCUGUGAAGGAUAUGGUUCUGUGAAAAAACAUUUCCACCAUUGAGCAGAAACUGCUCUGUUGUCAAGCAGGCUGUGCUGUGGUGGCGAUCAGGCCCAACAAAGCUGCUAACUCGAUCGCAGUCCUACUGCUACAUUGAAGACAUUGGAGCAGUUUUCUCGUCAAAUCUUAUUAGAUGUUACUUCUUGCGAGAGUAGUUUAUGCUUGCAGAUUCUCUCUCUGCGACGUACUCACGAGCUGAGUGCACUACGCGACCCUGUGACCGGAUAAAUUGUUCCCAGGUAUGGGUUAUAGAUUGACCUCGAACGAAAUUGUGCCUUCUGGUGGGUACAUUUUCCAAAUCUUCCAGAUUCAAUUGUGAUUUCGC